UCCUUGUGCACGUAGCAGUCAUUGUGCAUGCCAUCAUACAGGAGUGACACACGGCAGGUGACCGCCCCUCCCACCCGCGACGUGACACGUGCUGGCAGUCCCCUCCGCCACACACGGUUUUCUGGUCUGUAGCCGUCUGAGCUGCUCUCCUCUCUCGGCUCAUUAACGAGCUGGUGCAGACUUAGAACCGCCCAGCAACCAAUAGCUGCUCAGGAGAAGAAGAUGGUUAUGGAAGGGGGGGAGAUGCAGCCUUGUGUUUACACCGACCCCCCCAGACUGAAGUGGGGAGACAGGCAGUGAGGCAGCGUCUGGGACACAGCAAAGGAAGAGAGGGAGAGGGAGAGAGCAGAGCUAUAGACAAAGGAAGGCAAGGAAAGAAGAGGAGAGGAAACAUUGCAAACUCCUGGGCACUGAUUGGGACUUCUGACCUUCUCCUGCUGUGCCAGCUUCCAGUGCCAGAAUUCUGCUGCCCUGCUUUCUGUCUGCAGGUAUUUCUCUGCUAACCCUUUCAUAGCCUCCUGACUCUGUUCUGCCUCUCUUGCAUCGCCCUCUGCAGCAUCCUUCCACCUCUGUGCCCUCCUCGACCACCCACGUGCCCCUCCUGCCUUCCAGACAGUCUAGUGAUGCCACUGUGCAGCAACUUCUCAUAAGAAAAACUCAGGAUGGUUCAACAAAAAUCUGUGGGGGGCAUCCCAAAGAGCCAAGAUGCAGCCCCCGGGGGCCCCAGCUGGUGCAAGACGCCCAGUGGGCACAUCAAGCGUCCGAUGAAUGCCUUCAUGGUGUGGUCUCAGAUCGAGAGGAGGAAGCUGAUGUCUCUGUGCCCCAACAUGCACAACGCUGACAUCUCUCGCAGCCUCGGCCAGCGGUGGAAGUUACUGGAGGACACAGAUAAGAUCCCUUACGUCCGGGAAGCCGAGCGCCUGCGGCUCAAGCACAUGGCCGACUACCCCAACUACAAAUACCGUCCCCGCCGGCGCACACGGGAUCCGGCCAGCAGGACGCGCGCCAGGCUGCCCCGUACCACGUCAAGGUGCCAACCUGCUUCCUCUCCGUGCCAGUCGGAAGUGAAUCUGGGAUCCAGAAUGCACUGGGGGGAGGAAAGCUCCGGAUGGGGGGGGCACAAUGUCGGCCAAUCAGAGGAGACGCCGAAUCAGGAGUCGUCAGAACGCAGCCCGGAGGUGCCCCCCUACUCUCCUGCCCAGCCCCCCCAUGCCCGCUCCCUGCCAUCUUCACCAGAGCCAGUGGAGGAAGAUGAGGGACUGGAUGAAAGUCUCCCCGGGCUUUGCUCUGGGUCGCUCUACGUCCCAUCGGACAGAGACCUCCUGCCCAGCAGCGGGUCUCACUUCGAGUUUCCCGAUCACUGCACUCCGGAGAUGGUGGAGAUGAUCUCCGAUAGCGGUCUUCUUGGAAGUGUCUCUGACUUGGUGUUCUCCUUCUAGAUGAUCUGGGAGGACCCGGCAGCAGGCAACACCUUGUUGAACUGUAUAAAGACUUUUCCUGAUUGAACGACGAAGGUGAUUCGCAUGGAGCACUCUCUCCGCGUUCUCUCAGCACUAUCCGUCUUAUCCG
Molecule: messenger RNA, 1569 nt
Organism: Nanorana parkeri
Lineage: Eukaryota; Metazoa; Chordata; Amphibia; Anura; Dicroglossidae
Product: transcription factor Sox-12-like
Exons: 1
Coding region: 663-1439 (258 amino acids)
Biological process (GO): anatomical structure morphogenesis; cell differentiation; negative regulation of transcription by RNA polymerase II
Molecular function (GO): RNA polymerase II cis-regulatory region sequence-specific DNA binding; DNA-binding transcription factor activity, RNA polymerase II-specific
Source: RefSeq, a predicted model, not a curated record